CCAUCCGCAAUUGUACUGUCACUCCGGACCAACACUCAAGAGUCGCCCCCGAGAUACUCAGCCUUUCAAACUUACGACUUCAUUGUAACUUGCAUUGCACUAUUCGCCUCUCUAAUUCGAGUUUCACGACUUCACAGAGGAUUAGAUUUGGGAUAUAAACUCCUCCGGGGAGGCACAGAAUCGAGAAUGCACACUCAAGCAGGACAAGGCAUUCCAGUGCCCGUCACGAUCACAAACAGCACCAACUUCGACCCCCAAAAAACAAGAACUCCGCAAAGAAUGAAGAAAGUCUGCUGCAUAGGAGCCGGCUACGUCGGCGGGCCCACCAGCGCAGUCAUGGCGACCAAAAACCCUGACGUCUCAGUGACAGUGGUCGAUUACAACAAAGACCGCAUCGAAGCAUGGAAAACCAACGAGCUACCCAUCUACGAGCCCGACCUCCUGGACGUGGUGCAACAUGCGCGAGAUCCCGUGGCCAAACGCAUCCCCAACCUCUUCUUCUCCACGGACGUCGAAGGGGCCAUCGCCGAGGCAGACAUCAUCCUCCUCAGCGUCAACACGCCCACCAAAUCCAUGGGCCACGGCGCCGGUCAAGCCUCUGAGCUUUGCCAUCUCGAAUCCGCCGUCCGCCGCAUCGGCGAAGUAGCCACCUCAGACAAGAUCAUUGUGGAAAAAAGCACCGUCCCCUGCAAAGCCGCCGAAACCGUCCGCGACAUCCUCAACGCAACCGCAAAGCCAGGCCUCAACUUCGAAAUCCUAAGCAACCCGGAAUUUCUCGCCGAAGGCACCGCAGUCCGCAACCUCCUCCACCCAGACCGCAUCCUCAUCGGCUCCCUCAACACCCCGCGCGGCCUCGCCGCCGCCCGGUCUCUCGCAGACUUGUACGCCUCGUGGGUCGACCGCUCCCGCAUCAUCACAAUCAACCUGUACAGCUCGGAGCUCGCCAAGCUGGCCGCAAACGCGCUCCUCGCGCAGCGCAUCAGUAGCGUCAACGCGCUCAGCGCAAUGUGCGAGUCGCUCGGGGCCGACAUCGACGAGGUCUCGCACUGCGUCGGGCUCGACCAGCGCAUCGGCCCCAAGAUGCUAAAGGCCUCGGUCGGCUUCGGCGGGUCCUGUUUCCGCAAGGACAUCCUGUCGCUCGCGUACAUUGCCGAAUCGCUGCAUCUCCCGCAGGUCGCAGACUACUGGCGCAGCAUCGUCGGCAUCAACGAGUACCAGAAAGAGCGCUUCACGCGCCGCAUCGUAAAGUGCCUCUAUAGCUCGCUUUCCAGCAAGCGCUUGGCCGUGCUGGGGUUCGCGUAUAAGAAAGACACGGGGGAUACGCGGGAAACGAGCGCCAUCACUGUGGUUAACAACUUGAUCAAUGAAGGCGCGAAUGUGCGUGUCUACGAUCCCCUCGUUGAAGAAGACCGUGUUUGGGAAGAGGUCCUGGCGAGUAGCGAUCGUCGCGAGACGGUCAAACAGCGUCUUUCGGUCUGGCCGUCGGCGUACGAGGCGUGCGCUGAUGCCGACGCCGUCAUCAUCUUGACCGAAUGGGACGAGUUCAGCAAUAAGAUUAGUGGACCUGGAGAUGCUCGUGGGCGUGGCGGCGAUAGGACGAAGCGGGUGUUGGAUUGGAGUCGGGUUGCGGGCUUGAUGCAGAAGCCCAUGUAUGUGUUUGAUGGGAGGAACGUGUUGGACGCGGCUCCGCUGGAGAAGAUGGGGUUUAGGGUUGAGAGUAUUGGAAAAGGGGUUGUGUGA
Molecule: messenger RNA, 1740 nt
Organism: Periconia digitata
Lineage: Eukaryota; Fungi; Ascomycota; Dothideomycetes; Pleosporales; Periconiaceae
Source: the annotation of a GenBank genome assembly